Podarcis lilfordi (Lilford's wall lizard) is the source of this 20511-nucleotide messenger RNA. Lineage: Eukaryota; Metazoa; Chordata; Lepidosauria; Squamata; Lacertidae. The record is from the annotation of a GenBank genome assembly.
AUGAAGAGCGUCGCCCGUCCUUCUGCCCUUCUGCUCUGCUUUCAAGCUGGUAGGCUGAAACUCUCUUCUCUGAUGAGGGUCAGAUUCCAUGGAGAAGGAAGUUUCUUCUUGGGAAUUCUCAAGGUGGGGGGAAGGGCCUGGGCCAGAAGACCCCCCCCUUUCAUGGUGGGUUUAGGCACCCCAUGGCUUUUUAGGGCUGGUUGCCACUCUUGGGGUUUCCACAGCCUCUCUCUAGCUUAAGCAUGGCCCAAUUCCUAGCCACGACAGGGCAGUUGGGAGGGAGCAGCCCCAGAGAUUCUGGCCCAGCAGGAUCAGACCCCAGCGAGGGAACAGGCCCUUCUGGCUGAUGCACAGAUCCAAACAGGAUGACACAAGUGUUCAUUUGGCAGGAAUACCAAUAGGAAUACCAACUCAUGUACUCUCGUGAGGCAAGGGCCUGAUCCCACUCUUCCUUGGCAGAGCACCCGUCAGGGUCAAGAGUCUUAUUUUCCCCUUCUGGCUCAGCCGUGGGAGUCUCGGAGCGGGGCCUGUCCAAAGAGCAAAGGACCCGCUAGGGCAGUGGCUGCUGUUCUUCCUGCUUUGGGGUAGACUUUGGCUUCCAGGAGCUUGUCCGUUUAACACCAGCUCUCUCAGGAAAUGAGGAAAUGGUCGUCCCACAUCACCCAUUUUCUUGGCAGGCCGGGGGGGGGGGGGAGGUGGUGGGCAGAGAUGGCCAGAAACCCCCACAGGCCCCCAGCCCAAAUAAAAGGCCUUCGCAGUUCCAGCCAGUCCUACAGUUGCAAAGCCGCUGACAGGAACCUGUUCUUGUUGCGUUAUGCACAGUUGGUUGAUCUUUAAAUAAUUUUUGUAACAAUACAUAUAAUGAACCCAAACACUAAGAGCUAAGAAACAAAAUAGCAGCAGCUGAAUUCAUAAUACCAUUAAGGAGACCAGACAUGUAAUCAAAGGAAAGAGUGAAAAAGGAGUGAAGAAGAAGAGAGAAGGCGUCCAAAGGGGAUGUGGAUUCUGGCAGAGCCCACACGGACGGUUCACGCAAACCGUCCCAAAGAGGAGUCCCAGAUCUGAGACAUUUUGUUUUCUGUAUGCUGCUGGACAAAAGGAGCCCUUCCCUAGGUGUCCAGGGAAGAGAGGCCCUCUGGCCAAGAAGAGUGAUUGGGGCAGCUGCUCAGUCCUGCCAGGUCAGCCACUUGGCCUCCAACCAGCCACGCAGGUCCAGCUCCGCUGUCCCUCUAGCAAAUCCCAGGACAGUGGCGUACAAGGGGCGCAGCGUGGACCCCUGAAGACUUCAGAAAUGUUUCUAGGAUCAGGCUAAUAUGGGGAAGGGCACCUGCGGGGCAAGGCCAGGCAGGGCGUUUAGUGCUGAUCCUACUGAUCACUCUGGGCAGCUGCCAUGCACUUUGGACAGAGGCAGCUGGCGUCUAGGAUGCCUGGAAAACAAGCUUAGGGAGGGUAAGACGCAGGUUGAGGUCCAAGGAGGCCUUGCGGCUGUCAGGGUGGAUUGCCAUUGCCUUGUGUGCAGUUCUCUGUUCCAGUCCUCCAUAAGGCCACCCGUAUUGACCAUCCCCUCAUUCAGCAGAGUCUUACAAGAGCAAAUUGUGGUUUGGGGAAUUGUACUGAACUACAAGAUUCUGCUACAAGCUUUGAGUUUCAGAAGCACUUGAGGCUGCUGGGCCAUAGACAGAGACCAGGAGGUGCCAUGCGUUCAGCCAUCCUGCUGAAGGCAGCAGCAAAAAGGAGGGGAAAAGGCAAGAAGGUCCGUCCCCUCUUUGCCCAUCCAUGGCAGAAAGGCCCCAGGCCACCCAGCUCUUCUCCAGCAACUGUGGGGCCCCAGUUUUAAUACUGCUGAUGGGAAUGUUGUUUGUGGAAAUAUGGCGGCAGUCUGAGCUGUAGUUCUCCACACAAUGCUGAGUUGGGAGAAAUGAGCCACUUUGAAUCUUGCCAGGGAAAAAGCCAGGAGAUAUUAUGUAUGUAGAAACUAAAUCAUUUGGCUUUGCUCAGCUUUGGUCCAUUUGUGCAAGGACCAGGUGGCCUCAGCUUUUGUCUUCUCUGCAAAGAUGGGACAGAAAGAUACAGAAACGGAGCGACCUGCAAACACCACUUUGGCCAAGUUCCUAUCAUCAUUUUUACCAUCAUCAAGAGAACCUGAAGAAAUGUUGCUGGUCAUUUUCUCUUGCUGGACAACUGAAUACGACCUCACAUGAUGGCACCUGGGAUUUGCCACAUCAGGAGAAAAGUUGGAGGCUUAACAAGUGACCAUGGGUGGUAAAUUGCCACCCAUAUUCACCACAUGAAAUUGACUGAGGAAGCCAUUUCAGAAGCAAAGGGUGGGAGUGCACCUGUGCCCCUGGGCGGCAGCAGCAAAGCCCUACAGAGGAUACAGCCCCCCAGGGUCCUGCUCCACCCCUCUGCCCCCAGGUGACACGGGCCAAGCUGAACAGUAGGCCCUGCUUGGCUCCUGUCUCACGGGGUCCCUGUGUCUGGGAUAAAAGAUCCCUUCUGGGGAGGCCCAGCACAGCCCCUCGUGGCUAGAUGGACAAGUGGAAAUGACACCCUUCGAGACAGAGAAGCGCAUUCCUGGAGGAGAAGGCUGUCCGUGGCUUCUGACCCCGAUGGCUGGGUUCUCUCUUCCCUGUGGGAGGCCUUGUGCCAUUGGAUGUCAGCUGCUGAAGACAGCAAGAGGAGGGCAGCCCUGCUUAGGGAAGUUUUUAACGUUUGAUGUUUUAUCCUGUUUUAAUAUUCUGUUGGAAGCCGCCCAGAGUGGCUGGGGAAACCCAGCAAGAUAGGCGGAGUAAAAUAAUAAUAAUAAUAAUAAUAAUUAUUAUUAUUAUUAUUAUUAUUAUUAUUAUUAUUAUUAUAGCACUGCCCUUUUGCUCAGGUCCUACAGGAGGGCUGCACUUUGGGACCCUCCCUAAGCUGGACUAGGAGGGGCCUCCUGCUGCUGCUGCUGCUGCUGGGCUCUUCUGAGGGGUCCCUGAGUAUUUCCAGAGCAGCAAUCCCCAGGGACACAAACAGGCCCUGAUCAGAUGCUCAUCCCCAGCAGUUCCUCCCUGUCUCACUUGGCACGUGUGUGCUUUUCAGUCUUUGCCUUGGACCAGCUGAAUUGGUGCACAGUCUCUGACAAAGAGCUUGCCAAGUGCAGCGACAUGAGCAAAGCCUUCUUCAGGGCCAACAUUCGACCCCUGCUGACUUGUGUGAGAGGUGUCUCAGCCAGCGACUGCAUAUCGAUGAUCAAUGUAAGUCUAACUUGCUUGGGUCUGGGGUUGGGGAGGGGAGGCAACAUUUCUGGCUAUGACUGGAUGGAAGUUCUGGCCCUGCCUGUCCCCUCGGGUGUAGAGUCUCUUCUUUUUCAGGUAGUAAAAAGAUAAAGGACCCCUGGACGGUUAAGUCCAGUCAAAGGUGACCAGGGUUGUGGCACUCAUCUUACUUUCAGGCCAAGGGAGCCGGUGUCUGUCCACAGACAGCUUUCCAGGUCAUGUGGGCAGCCGAACUAUACCACUUCUGGCACAACGGGACACCAUGAUGGAAACCAGAGCACACAGAAAUGCCAUUUACCUUCCCACCACAGCAGUACCUAUUUAUCUACUUGCAUUGGCGUGCUUUCGAACUGCUAGGUUGGCAGGAGGUGGGACAGAGCAACGGGAGCUCACCCCGUCACGGGGAUUUGAACCGCCAACCUUCCGAUUGGCAAACCCAAGAGGCUCAGUGGUUUAGACCAUAGCGCCACCCGCGUCUCAGGCAGUACCAUCCUAUGGAUGUGUUAGGAAUUGCUGGGGACCACAGCAAGAGGGGUUGCUGGGCUUGUGUCCUGAGCACUCAGCGGCUGCCCCGCUUCCCCUUCCGACAACCUGAUGCCAGCUGGGCUGCCCUUUGCUGAUGCUGUCAGAGAGACAGGGAGGUUGGGAGAUGGGCUUGCCCAGCCGUUGUGAAGGAGAAAGUGGCAAGCGGCGGGCUUCUUCCUCCCUGCUGCUUCUCUUAAUUGCCAGGCAGGCAGGUGUGCAGAGCACAGGGUGAUGCCUUUGCCUCUGUUUCUUCCUCCAGUCUCAUGUUUUGAAUCCUUGUUUCUUCUGCUCCCCCUUGGUCACCUCCUUCCCUCCCUCAGGCACAUCAGCAAGCCCAGGCUAGGCUGGUGGCUUGGCUGUGCUGAAACUUCCCUGUGGUAUUCACCCUGUUGUUAAAUGGCUGACUAUGAGGUGGGCAGGAUCUGGGAUCAGCCACCAGGAGGAAGGCAGCUCCUUCUGGCCAGGAACUGAACUUUGCUAGCCAGGGCUGUUGUGCAGAUGUGUGAGAUAUGGGCAGACAUAUCUUGCUGCCUGUGACGUACCUUCCUUGGUGGUUCCUUGGGGGUUAUAGGUCAAGGCGGUGAAACCCCAUUGUGGAUGUGGGAAAGGUCAGUCUCCUGUUUGAGAGGCUCUAUGGCUUUCUGUAUCCCACUGGGCUGAGCCUGUGACUGACAGCAUGAUGAUGGGGGUGGGGGGUUGCCUCCAGAUGUCGUCAUCCUGGCAGUUGGGCAGUUCAAGGUGGAACUCUGCAUGAGAGAGAAGGAAAACCUUAGGGAGCUGCAGGAUUGGCAAACCAAGUGUUGCUACUUGAGAGCAGGAUUCCCCAGAGAGCCUGCUGAGCUGAGGGAAUGUUUAGCCCAGGGAAAAUGGGGGGCAUUUUCAUUGGUUCUCUUUUGCUAUUUGUCUCCAAAGGGAAGCACGCUACACCUCUUUUUCUUAAAAAUCCAUAUUUUUUUCCACUUUAGUAAACUCUUUUCUUGUUUCAUGACCACUAUGUGGUCUCAGCUUAUUUUUAACUCUCUCUCUACCUUCACACUACCUUCAGAGGCUUCAAUGAGACCCCAGGGAAACUUGGGGGCUGGUGGCUAUGAGGAAGCCUGGUGGAAAUGGCUACCCUCUUACCAAAUUCUUGAAGAAGGGAGGCUGGGCUGGGCAGAGGGGUCUCUUGGCAUGAGCCUGCAACUCCCUUCCCUCCUAAGGGGCUGCCAAGCAGGUACCUAAAAUGCCCUCCCAUUUCCUUGACAGGCAAGUGUGGCGGAUGUGGCAGCCGUGGAUGGCGGCACCAUUUAUCAGGCUGGAAAGGAAUACAACCUGAAGCCAGUGGUGGGAGAAGCCUAUGGCCAAGGUAAGUGAGUUGUUGCCAGCAUCCGUCCCUCUGUUCAGGCAGGACCCAGCAGCUGCUCCACUUGUGUGCCACAAAUGCCUUUUCUGCUGAUAACACAUGGGUGCUGGGGGGAAGAGCAGUGCCACAUAAUCUGUAUGCACAGCCAUCUUCCUUCCAUCCAGCCUCACAACACCCACGUGGAAAGAGAAGCACUGGUGCUUUCAUUUUGUGUGGAGGAACUCAGUGGAGAAAGUGACUUGGCCAGUUCAGUCCAGCAAGGCCAGCACUGGGAGGCAGGAUCUCUGUGAGCCAAAUCCAGUUCACUCACUGCCCACCUGGGCAACGGCUCUUCCCAGUUGCAGCAGCAAUUGAUUCCAGCAGGCGAAGUCAAGCACUGAGCACGGUUCAAAUGUGGGGAACAGCCAAGUGACUGUGUGCAUGAAAAGCCAUGCUGACUGGACAGGGCUCCAGUGGCAUCCAGGGUGCCAUCCUGCUGAGGCCCUGGAGGUCCAAGGCCUUCCUCAGACUGACAGGCCCCCUUCCCACCAUCCCUGUGCAGAUGUUGGCACAUCCUACUACGCCGUGGCUGUUGUGAGAGCAAACUCCAACUUGACCAUCGACAGCUUGCUGAGGACCAAGUCGUGCCACACGGGCAUCAACAGGACAGCCGGCUGGAACGUCCCCAUUGGCUUUCUUCGUGACAGCGGCCGGAUGCCAGUGAUGGGCUGCGAGGUAGCUGCAGGUGAGGCCUGCCUGCAAAGGGCUGGUUGAGGACGUGCCACCAGCUUCUGAAUUGCAGAAAGUCAAACUGCUCCUCUGAGCAGUUGCACAGAUGUCCGUACAUUUAUAUAAUAUUCUGGACUGGGAUUGUGGUUGGGUUGCAGCUGGCACAGGAACACCCCCAUGUCCUGCCAAAGGAGGUUUUUGUGUGCAGAAUUUGACCAUGUUCUCUGCAAUUGCCACGUCCAGAGCCUUGCUUUGCUUUGCAAAAGUCCCAGAGAGAGAGGGUUCUCUUCCCACCCCACAGUGUGUGUGUUGGGGUCGGGGAAGGUGCACAGCAUCACCUGCAGAGCCCUGAACAUGCUGGGUCCUGAUGUACUCAGUUGCACACACAGAAGAAGACUCUCACUCCCCAGCAUUGGUUUGUGCUCAGCACAGAGGGAAACGGGGGUUGUGUGUGCAUGUGGGGCUUUGUGGCUCCUUGGCUGGCUGUGAGCUGCACAGGUGUGUCCCUUGAGCUGGGCCAGGGCGGCUCUCUUGGCCAGAGGGAGGGCUGUCCCUCCUUGUGUUGAGAGCUCCUUCCAGCCUUGACCUGAGCCCAGCAAGGCUGCUUCUCCAGCUGCUUUCUCCCCUGGGGCCAGGGGUGGCAGCGGGGGCUGCUCUGGCCUGGCUUGUGGGUCCAGCCCCUCACUCCUCCUUCUCUUCCAGCCGUGGGCAACUAUUUCAGCGCCAGCUGUGUCCCUGGAGCCAGUGGAAACGGCUACCCAGCUAACCUCUGUGAGCUCUGCAGAGGAGACGGGGCCGGCCGGGGGAAAUGUGAGCUGAGCCCCAACGAGGAAUAUUACGACUAUAUGGGCGCCUUCAGGUACCUUUGGGGGACCAGAGAGUGGGGCCCGUUCCCCUGGAAAUCUAUGAAUGCUGAGGAAUAAAGAAAGCUUGGCUUAUUAUAUGACAUGAAAGUCACAGAAUAUAUCAAUGCUGCUUCUUCAGGCAGCAACAUUACAACUGAAGCAGGCAGCAAACCCUACCCUGCGCUAAAGUGGCAAUCAUUCAGGUUGUUACGGAAAAAUCUAAGUGUGAGGCUGCUCAGUCCCCCAGCUGGUCAGGCAGAGCCCGCGGGUCCCUGCGGGAUAAAGGAAGGAUUCCAGCCACCAACUGGAGCAAAUAGCUGUUGACCAAAGUUUAUUGUGCAAUACAGUGGUACCUCGGGUUAAGUACUUAAUUCGUUCCGGAGGUCCGUACUCAACCUGAAACUGUUCUUAACCUGAAGCACCACUUUAGCUAAUGGGGCCUCCUCCUGCUGCCACGCCUCCAGAGCACAAUUUCUGUUCUCAUCCUGAAGCAAAGUUCUUAACCUGAAGCACUAUUUCUGGGUUAGCGAAGUCUGUAACCUGAAGCGUAUGUAACCUGAGGUACCACUGUAGGUUGAAAGAGGAAAUUUGAACCCUGAGGAGCGUCUCCGCCCCCAUCGUUCUGCCCAGACGCUGAGGUCCAGCGCCGAGGGCCUUCUGGCGGUUCCCUCACUGCGAGAAGCAAAGCUACAGGGAAGCAGGCAGAGGGCCUUCUCGGUAGUGGGAGCCUUAUCUCACCAUGCUGUGCUUCUGCAGCCAUUGUGGGGCCUUGACUGUGCCUCGGUUUCCCCUCAGGUGCCUGGUGGACGGAGCAGGGGAGGUGGCCUUUGUGAAGCACAGCACAGUCGCCGAAGCCACCGAGGGUGAGUCAGCUUCUGCCAGGGGGAGCUGGUGGCCUCUGGGGUGAAGAUUUAGGCAUGUGCAGGUGCUGGGAGAGGGACCGAAGAGGGGGCACUAACUCCCUUUCCAGGAGUUGAAUUCUUCUUUCAACAACAUUGGAUUUAUGGGUCAGGAGGGAGUUAUUCCCUCUGCUUCUCUAGGUGAGAAGGGAAACGUCACCUGGGGAAGGAAUAAGGGCCUUUCUGGUUCUCCUGGGGCAGUUUUUAAAAUAAAUGGAACGCAAAGGCAUGAAGCAAGAACAGUGACAAAACUGCUCAGCUUGGCGCAGUUUCCUGUGGUCUCCCUUUCAGUGGUGCCCGUGGGAGUCCUGGUUUGCAGGGAGGGGAGCUGUCCCCGGCCUAUGUGGGUCACUGCCUGUGCUCUGCUCUGCCUUCCAGGCCAAGCUCCCCCCUCGUGGAUCCCGCUGGGGCUUCAGGCCACGGACUUCCAGCUCCUUUGCCGGGAUGGCAGCAGAGCAGCCGUGACGGAGUGGAGGUCCUGCCACUUGGCCCGUGUCCCUGCGCACGCCGUGGUGGCCAGGGAGGACGCGAAUGCCAGCCUCAUCUUCCAGCUGCUCAGCCAGGGGCAGGUGGGUCCCUCUGGCUCCCCGACCCCCUCCCCGGCUUCUGCUUCAGCUGCUGGCCUGACUGGAGAUGAGGGGUGCCCACCCCACCCCCAUGGCCUGCUGCAUCUCCCAGUGUCCCCUGCUCUGCAGAGAUGGAGAGGAAGGCGGGAUGCUGAGCUUCUCUGGGCUCUUCUCCCUCAAUUGCAGACUUGGGGGAGAUUGUGGUGUUAAGAAGAGCCAAGUUUCCUAACCGGGACUUCCUUUUCUGUCAUUGUUGCAGCAAAGGUUUAACACCGAAGGUGCUGAUUUCCAGAUGUUUGACUCUUCAGCCUAUGAUGGAAAGAAUCUUCUCUUCAAAGACUCCACCAUGGAGCUGGUUCCCAUUGAGGGGCAGUCCUACCAGGCCUGGCUGGGGGAAGAGUACAUGCAUGUCGUGCGGGGGCUGGACUGUGACCCUACAAGUAUGGGGCACCUGGGGGUUGUCUCUCUAAGGAAGAGCGGUGGCUCCUUUAUCUCAGAAUCAGCCCCUGGGUGGAGGGGAGGCCCUGGGAGUUGGGUGGGAGAGAAAGAGCCACAAGGGCUGGACAGAGGGUCAGCAAUGGGGUGGGGCAGGCAAACUAGCCUGGGUGUCUGUGGUCAAGGAGGCUUCGUGGUGAGAGCUGCCUCCUGCGGGAGGGAGUUCCACAGGGGAAUUCUGUGCUGCCUGAAGAAGGCCUUCCUCUUAUCUGUCCGGAGCCUUCCAAUGUUCAGCUUCAGGCUGGGUCCACCAGUUCUGGUGUGAGGAGAGAGGGAGGAAACUUUCUCUCUCUCCACUUUCUCAAUGCCAGGCAGAAUUUUAUAAACUUCUAUCAUGCUGCCUCUUCCUUGCCUCUGGGACUUUUUAGAGAAGUCCCCAGCGCUGCAAUCUUCCCUCGUAAGGGAGCAGCGGCACCCCUCUGACCGUUUUGGUGGUGCUUUCCUGAACCUUUCCCGCCCAAGGUCCAUGUGCUCCAGGGAAUUGAUCUGUUUCCAGAUGCUCUGACCCCCCACAUUCUGCUCUCCUUAACCUGUGGCCCUCCAGGUGUUUCUGAUGAGUGUUAGAGUCCCACAUCAUCUCACCUGCCUGAUGGCAGCCUUUCUGAGAAGAGUGCACUUGCAGCUUGGAGCUCUUUUCUCCCUUGUGGCAGCCACCGAGUUUCUUCUCAGUGUCUUUGCACAAGGACCCCCAGGAUCUCAGUCCUGCCACCCUCAGCGUGGGAUUUGCUGACCCAUUGCUUGCUUGCCUGGGAGCUGGGCCUGCCGUGGGCCUGCCAUGUUCUCAGCCGCUCUUUUUUCUGGGGCUACAGGGCUGCCUCCCUUCCUGCGCUGGUGCGUCUUGUCUACAGAGGAGAUCUGGAAAUGCAGCCAGAUGGCCACGGCCUUCAAGGACAAGCAGCUGAAGCCGGAGCUGCAGUGUGUUUCGGCAGAGAGUCCCGAGCAGUGCAUGGAGCGCAUCCAGGUGUGGUGCCCAGCGUGAUGGGUUAGCCUGGGGGCUGCUGCUGCCCUCUCCUGGCAGGGCCUGGGGCACCUGGGCAGACCUCAGGUGGCCAUCAGGGAGAUGGGGAGGGGUCUCAUCCCAGGGUCCUUGCCAGGCAGGCAGCAGGCUGUUUGACUAGGCUGCAUGAGAAUACCUGGCAUGGGGUGGUAGUGUUCUAUUGUAUCUCUUUUUCCUAUUUUCAUUCUGCUUUCCAGGCAAAUAUUGUCUCCCAAAGCCGCUCAGGGCAACUGAAAGGCGGGUGGAGAGACAGACAGAUGGAAUAAAAGAGAGAGACACUGCCCCAAGGAGAGAAAAGGCAGGAGGAAGAAGUGGGGGUGUCGGGGGCUGGGAAAUGGUCAGAAGGGGAAGGGCAGCAGCUCAGGGCUCUGCAUGCAGCUUCCAUCCCGGAGGGCAACUCCAGGUGGGGCUGUGGGAGGGCCUCACCCCAAAUCCCAGGAGAGCCAUGUCUGCCAGUCAGGGCAGACAGUGCUGGGAAGGGGAGGCAGCUGCCCAGGAUCCUCUGCCAGGAUCCUUCUGCUCUUCCCUCCCUGUGGCCCUGGCUGGGCAGGGGAGCUGCAACGGCUCCCUCUUCCUGCCCUUGGUGAUGGAUGGGGCUUAAUCCCCCCCCCCCAGGACCGGGGCAACUGGCCAUGGGAGCCAAGAGUUUGUUCUGGCCGUGGGGGGCAGGCAGGGGGAGCCAGCUCCUGGCAGCUGCUCCUUCCUGUUCUCCACAUCCAAAUAGGCGCCUGGACACAGCAGAAUCGGUGCCUUGGCUGAGAGAAUUUGCAGCGGCCCUGAAGCACCGGGCGCCAGUUGGGGCAGUGGGGGCCUUUCUUCUUCUGCCCGCUCCUCUUCCAUUGGGGGUUGGCGCCAUUUGGACGCACAGCCUCCCAAGCACAUCCCUGCAGGUGCAAAUGUCUCUCACCUCACCAGGAGCACCAGAGCUACUAGAGAAAGACAUGCCGGCCCUUUGCUUUAUUCAUUCAAAAUAAUGACCAGCAGCCAAAUAACAACGUUAAAAAAAUCACAAAACCUGCACCUGUCAGAACCAAUAAAAGACGUUGGGUCAAAACAGCAGCUGAAGCCCAGAGCAUCACCAUCCAUGAAUCCCAGGGUGGAGGUCUGGGCAAUGAGCUGGGGGCGGGUGUCAUUGGCAUCUAGAGAAGAGCCUUUGGCUAGUCUUGCCUUCACAGCCUGGCAGAGUUGCAUGGGCACCGAGGUGGUCCUUUGGGCACUGAGAAUCCUAGAAUUGUAGGGACCCCUGAGGGUCCUCUAGUCCACCCCCUUCAGUGCAGGAAUCUCAGCUCAAAGCAUCCACAACAGAUGGCCAUCCAACCUCUGCUCAAAACACUACCUUCUGAGGAAGUCCACCGUCCACCGCUGAACGGCUCUUUACCCUCUUGAAGCUCUUCCCAGCAUGUGCCGUGUGAUUUCCGACUGGGACUCUGGAAUUCAUGGCUUGCGCUCAGGGAGCCCUCCUUAGCCCAAGGGAGGUGGAGUGAAGCAGAGGGAUGUGAGCAUCUGGGCAUGGACUAAGCCGAAGCAAAGCUAUCAGGCAGCCAUGCCCAGAUGGGUUAGAGGGCAGGAUGGAUGUCACGUAUCUGGCGGGGAACAGACUACCAGGCCACAGGAGGGCUGGCUGCACUGGCUUCUCCUUGCCAUCUCCUGCUGGCCAUCCCCUUUGGGUCUCAGCCUGCCCCUCUGCAUCCAUUUCCUUCUGUGACCUGUGAGCAAGACAGGACAGUGCAGGAGGGGGCCAUUUGGGGACAGGCAUUGGGGCAGGCAGGCACCUCCGCUCCCCCCCCCCCAACGUGACUCAGCCGGGUCUUAAAAGGAUGUUUUGAUUUCCUUUCAGAACAGAGACAUUGACGUUGUGUCUUUGGCCGGAGAGGAUAUUUACACGGCCGGGGAGACAUAUGGCCUGGUGCCGGCUGCUGGCGAGCAUUACGCAGGUGAGGAGGCUGGCAGGACUGAAGGCCUCUUGUGUGCAAGCUGCUUUGUGGCCAGCCGGCUGGCGACUCAGUGCCCACAAACGUGGCCACCGCCCAGCUGGGCACCACAGAGCUGAACCAAGGGAUUCUCUAAGGACCUUUCCAGGCCUCCAGGAGGAGCCCCCAAGCGCAAAGGUCCGUGGGGCAAUUGGUGAUUGGCAGCAAAGACGCAAAGAGCCUGGAGGCCUCAGAUUUCUGGCUCAGACUGCGCUCAGGUGCUGAUCUUCAAGGAGACAGGAGACCCACCCCACUCCUUUCCCCCUUGCUCUCUUGCCCCGUGGGGCUCACAAGCCGAGGGCUUCCUUCCGGCCUUUGUGCUGGGGCGGGGCUCCCCUGAGGACAGUUGUGGGCAACCUGUCAGGUUCCUGGGUCACGCUGGCCCCAGAAGGUUUGGCCAGGAGUCCUUCAAGAGCUGGGGGGGCACACAUUGCCCACCUGUAACCCCGACUGGGGCAGGGGCUUGCCUUGCCAGUCUCGUACUGUGCCUUGGAGGGGCACUUUGGCUGCCAGUCUUUGCCCAGCUCUUCCUCUUUCCUCUAAGACAACAGUCACUGAACAAGGAGGACCCAAGGAGGGAAGCAUGUGUGUCUCGGGGGGGGGGGGGGGAGACCCUCCACUGUGUAAACAGAAAUGAUCCCUGUGCCUCUAUGGUGCCCCUUGUCUUUCCUGACCCCUUCAUUUCAAGCUCUUGUCCAAAGUGCUGCUCUUUUUUAGAGAUCCCCUUUUAAACAGCUAAAGGAGGGGGCAGAGGGGGCUCAGGGUUUCUUUUGUGCUUCCCGCCCCCCCAGAUGAGGACACCACCAGCACCUACUACGCAGUGGCCCUUGUGAGGCGGGUGGCUGAUGACGCCUUCACCAUCUACGAGCUGCAAGGAAGGAAGUCCUGCCACGCAGGUUAUGGGACAAUGGCUGGGUGGAAAAUGCCCAUUGGCCUCUUGCUGAAGAAGGGGUUCAUUCGUCCUCAGGACUGCAACAUCCCCAAAGGUAGGGGGCAGGAGGGGGCUGCUGUUUGGGACUCUGGGUUGACCCUUUGGGGCCAAAGGAGACAUGGAGGGCAGACACAGACCUCUGCUGGAGAGAGAGAGAGAAGGGGGAGCAAAGGGUGGAGGGGCCCUUGACCCCCCUUCUCCCCCUGCCUUUCUCCCAGCUCCGGCAUGUGGCUGCCCCCCCGGGGGGGUCAUGGGAUGCCCGCCACCAGGCCAGGGAAGGCAGGUGCUGAGGCCCGCUCUGGCCCAACAGAGGAAGUCGCCUGGUACUGAAGCAGGCCAGUGAUCCCCACCCCUCAGUCUUGGCUGUGCUGACAACAGAACUCGCCCUCUGGAGUCUCACAGCAUCGUAGAAUUGUAGAGUUGGAAGGGACCCCUGGGGUCAUCUAGUCCACUCCUGGUCUCAGGCAGGGAGUCUUCUCUGGCGCUGCCUGGGGUUGCGCCGGGGACCUUCUGCAUGCCUAGCAGGGACUCUGCCCUUGAGCUGUGGCCCACCAGCCUCUCAGGUGAGUCAGAGUUUGGCUUAGGAGAACUUUGCCCCAAAGCUCUGCCCUCAUCCUGGUUCAUCUGGGACCUGAUGAAGCCUCAUGCAUCCAGGCAGGGCCGGGCCCCUUCCAAGUCCCUCUUUCCGAGUGCCCAGCUGUUCUUGGGGCUCCUCCUGGCCUUGCUGAACCACACCCUCAUGGGCUCAUGCCCGGCUUCGCCCUCCUCCUCUCGUUCCAGCGGUGAGCACCUUCUUCUCUGGCAGCUGUGUUCCUGGGGCCCCGGGAGACGGCUACGUGGGCAGCCUCUGUGAGCUCUGCAUUGGGGACCUCAGUGGCAAAUACAAGUGCAUUGCCAGCAGCCAAGAACGUUACUAUGGCCACGCUGGAGCCUUCAGGUAACGGGGACUGGCAGGGGGGUGCCAGCUGGCCUGAGCCUCCAUUGCCUGGCAGGCGAGAGGAGGGGGUCUUUCCUCUUGCUUGCCACCCGGAAGGCUCUGGGGAGAGCAUGGGGCAUUCCCUGAGACAGAGCGGCACAUGUGUUGUCCAAGUCAGAUGGCGCUGAUUGCAGCAGGGAAGGGUGUUUUCAGUACAGAAAAAGGGGGGAUGUACUUGGUUCCUCUCAGCCCACAACCACCAAACCAACCAUGGAAGUUGUUCACAUCAGCCAAAGCUCCUGGCUGCCGCUGGCCAUUCCACCGGGGGGGGGGGGUCCCCAUGCCUUGCUUUGCUGCUGCUGGAGGUCCUUCUGCCACCUGCUUCCCACUUGCCGUCAAACUCUUGCUGUUCUUUGCAGGUGUUUAGCUGAGGGUAAAGGCGAUGUGGCCUUUGUCAAGCACUCCACAGUCUUUGAAAACACAGAUGGUAUGUUGCCCACUCUUCUCUUUUAUGAUCCCUCUCUCCCUCUCCUUGAAACCACUCUCUGAGCACUCUUGUCCUUCCAGGGAACAACAUGGGCUCCUGGGCCUCCCAGCUGCGCUCGGGGGAUUUCCAGCUCUUGUGCCCAAAUGGUGCCCGUGCGGAAGUUAGCCAGUUUGCCCACUGUCAUUGGGGACAGGUGCCCGCCCACGCCAUCAUGGUCCACCCAGACACAAAUGCUUUGGCUGUUUUUGGACUUCUGAACAUUGCACAGGUACCGGUUUAUGGCUUAGAAGAGAGAGAACACAAGAGGGCACCAUCGCCAUCUUCAUCCUCCGGAGGGCGCUCUUUUCUCUCACUGCUAUGCUUCCUGUUGGGCCCCUGGGUGGCCAGUGGGAGGUGGGCCCCCUUGGCCUGAUCCAGCACUGCCAGGCACUCCUUCUGUCUGCAUUUCCUCUGGUGAUUCUGCCCUCAAAGGCCAGGCUGGCGGCAAGGAGCCUGGUGCUCUCAGGAGGGGACCCGACACCCCUUGGCACUCUGGCCCCUGGUGGGGAUGCAAGAUCAGACAGUGGAGGUCCCUGCUAGUUCGUGUUUUUUUUUAAAUGAUAUUUAUUAAGAAUUUUAAAAUUACAGGAAAAACAAAAAGAAAAAGAAAGAAAAAAAAACAAAAGAAAAACAAACCACAAUCAAGCAAUACAAAUUGAUAAUCAAAAAGUAACAACAAAACACGUAACACAAGACAAUCAAAAAGCAAAAAUAAACCACAAAAAUUUAAAAACAAAUCCAAUAUUCCCAAAUCCUUAACUGUCAUUGCCUUAUUUCAUCGACCUCCUCACUCCUCCCUUUUUUGUAUCCUAGUUGUUAAUUAUCACAGCAAAUCCUUUCCAUUUUUCAUAAUAUUCUGUCAUUAAAUUACUUUAAUCUAUUUUAACCUUAUCUUACUAUAAAAGACCCUAAAACGUAAAACUUAGAUCUUAUUUAUACCAAUUUCUCAUAACCAUAACAUAUUCUUACAUAAUUCUUUUAACAUUUUUGCUAAAGCCAAAUGAUUUCGUUCCAACAUUUUUCUAACAUUCAUCAAUUUUAUAAAACAAUCCUAAUAAUUUUUUUAAAAAAACUUUCUUCCAAUCUUCAUCCAGCGUCUCUUCCUCCUGGUCCCGGGUUUUGUCAGUCCUUUCUAUCCCAUCAAUCUAGCUCAUUAACCUGGUAACCUUAUGUCCGAGGCCCUUAAGUCUCUUCCAUGUCCCUUCCGCGGCUCUUCUUCAUAUUUAUACCUGUACUUUACUUUGUCUUCUGCUCCUUUCACUCGUGGGAACUCCAACUUGACAGUGUUUUUGACCCUUCUCGACAAAUCAGCCCCUUUUCCAUAAUCCACACUAAACUCCAUGUGGUAUUUAAAAACAUGUUUCAAAAUCCCUCCAAAAUUAAGAGCCCCCACAACCCCAAACAUCUCACGGCCCAUUGCCAGACUUGAAAAGUCCAAACAUCCCUGCAUAGGGGGGUCUAUCCAACCCCCCAUUUCCAAACCAAACAAAACUCUAUCUCUCCAAGUCUGGUUUUUUCCAAGUUCAUUUGUCAAAUCCAACAACUCAUGUUCCGGCUGGGCCACAGCUCCCUCCAUCUCUGGCACCCAAGGUUCAGCAACAUCCUCUUCCCUCAUCUCAUCUGUCAGAGCACACUCCUGAUUUGAUUCCUGGGUGGGUUCUAUAUAGUUACCCACUACCUGUCCAAAAUUUCUGAUCGCAACAGUCAUCAAGUCCGUCUUCUCAUGUAACUGUUCCAAUAGGGCACUUGUUUUGCAGAAAGCACGCACCAGAGCUUCUGAAUACAUUGUUAUACAAGGUCAGAAGUCUAUUCCCACAAUUGUAAUCUGUUGCAGCUGCAGAGCUCCCCGAUUCAGAUUUAGUAACAGUUUCACAGGCUCCCUCUAGGGGAAGAACUUCUGUUUGUUCUUUUCUUUUAAAAGCAAAUCUAGCAGCAAAGUUUCCUUUUUCAGAUAUUUUGUCAAUAUUUGUUCCUUUAAAAUGCGAAGGAGAACUAUGGAAUCACUAUGUUUCUCUUCUUUUAACUGUCUGUCAAAGACGUUUGUCUAUGGUCAAUGAACUUCCCAAAAAACGUCACUCCUGACACCCCGCUCCCAGGUUCAAGACGGUGGAAAAUUACUUUUCUUUACACUCUCUUCUGCAGGUUUAACCAGUCCGGAAAAAAUCCCCCCUCUUCUCCUGCUUCCGAAGGGGGUUCAACAAUUUUAAAUGAUGAAAGUUAAUCCUUUACAAACGAUUUUCUGAACUCUAGUUUGCCAUGUCUUUGCUUUAAUCUAUCUACAAGAAACGGAAGGCGGACUUCCUGUUUAGACCUUCCUGUUUCAGUGCCAAAUUGAGAAGAAUUUCUUAGUUCAAAUUUCCUUUCUACUCGCAGGUCAUUAUUUAAAGUCCAAUUGUCCAAAAUUGAGCUACUCACGGGUAAUUGUUUUAAAAGCCAAAUUGUCCCAGGAAAAAGGCAGCGCUCUCCGGCAACGGCUAGGCGGCUUCGCUCCACAGAAGAAGCAGUUGACUCUCAGCACCGCGCCACUUGCCCCUCUUCGCUCCGGAGCCCGUAGCUGGGUUCCUUUACGGAUUGGGGGGGGCACAAAAGGUGCCCGCUGAGUCCCAUGGUCACAGGCUUCCUCCGCCUGUGAUUUUUCAAAGGGUUCCCACUUCGCCGUAGCAGGAAAGACCCGUUUUCUGUGGAGCCAGUCCCUCCAGAUCAGAGGGAGUCCGCCAUUACCGAUGGCGCCACCCCGGAAGUCCGUGCUAGUUCUUGGAUCCCUGUUUGGUUUCACAUGGUUUAGGUAGUUUAUUCUGCUGCUGGUUUAUUUGAACUUGGGGCUUAUCCACACUUCCCUUUCCUCCGCUCUCUGCAGGCAUGGCCCACAAUUUAAUGCUCUGUGUCCAAACACACACACCCUUUUUGAUCUACAGCCUCCCCCCCCCAACCCCACUCUUUACAGCUCAAUUGGAGCAAACGGCAAUCCAAAGAAAACCCCAAUUGACAUUUGCUCUGACUGAGCACUAAAGAGUGGGUUUUCGUGGGGAAAGUUCUGAGGCAAAAUAAAUGCUCCAACACAGAGUGUUAAAGCCCUUAGUGUUGUCGCUGUGUUGAGCUGCUCUGUUUCUGCUCACUCCCCUUGUGGGUCAGGAUCAAACAAAAAGCAGGGUGUAAAUGAAGCCCCCUUCUACCAUCCACCCUUCCUGCUCCUGAGAUUUGUGGGCUUGGUUUUGAUGCACUUUCUCAACCCUGUUUCCAACAAUGUACCCUCAUAGGAAACUCUCCACCCCUCCCACCCCACUUGGCACCAUAGAGUUGGAAGGGACCUCAAGGGUUAUCUAGUCCAACCACCUGGCAGUGCAGGAAAUCCAAGACUACAUCAUCCCUGCUAGGUAGGCCAUCCCAGUCUGUGCUUAACGUCUGGAUGCAAGUGAACAAGAAAUGAGAAUAGGAUCAACAUGGUCACAGCAGGAUUGUGGAGCAGCCAAGCAGCGGUAUUUCUCGGUAGCCAGGCUUGGCUUUUGCUAAGAUUUUUUUUAUAAGCUUCAAGCGUGGAAAUAGUAAAUGGGCAUCUAGGUGCCGUCAGCAUGAAAUGAAAAUAAAAUCAGGAAAAGGUUUCAGCAAUGGAGGAGAAGGGGCAGAUGAAUGAUGGGGGGGGGGGGGGAUGAACAAUGCAAAGGUUGUUGCAGAAAGGUGUAGAGCGGAGUUGUUGGUUAUGUUUAAACUUUCAUGGAAAAAUCCAAGGAAUCAGAGCACUGCAGUGUCACCCAUCCCUGGCAGCCCAGCAGACUCAGCCUCCUCCUUGAGUAAAUAUUUAUAGCAGCACUGCAGGCUGUGAGUGGGAAGGAUUCUUGGUCUGGAGGUGGCCCAGGAGCCUCCAGGCGAGUGAGGACUAAUUUGUGAUUCAGGAGUACAGAUUAGGUUCAUCUGUGAUGCUACAAAGCAAAACGCUAGCAAAACUAUCCAUUUAUAUUUCCAGCACUUAUGGAAUGUUUGAAAAGUAUAAAUUGUCUCAUUCAAAAAUAUGAUCCCAAGAAUAUGAUCUGAACCUCUGUGGGGGUUUUUUACAUGAAAUUAAUUUCAAAACAGAGUUUAAAAUGCAGACAACAAAAAGGAAUGAACACAACACUUGAUAAGAUCAUAAAAAGGAAUCCCACUAAAAGUCGAAACAAAAUAAAAAAUCCUUCCAGUAGCACCUUAGAGACCAACUAGUUUGUUACUGGUACGGCUUUCGUAUGCAUGCACACAAAAGCCAUACCGAUAACACUUAGUUGGUCUCUAAGGUGCUACUGGAAGGAAUUUUUUAAAUUUUGUUUUGACUAUGGUAGACCAACAUGGCUACCUACCUGUAACCCACUAAAAGUGUUAGUUGCUUACCUGAGCAGUUCCUGGUUGGCGCACAAAUUUUCACUGGGUCCUCCAGUAGAGGUUCAGGAAGAGGAGGAGGACGAGGAGGAGGAGGAGGAGGAAGAAGAAGAAUUUAUGCCCCGCCCACCCAGCUGGGUUUCCCCAGCCACUCUGGGUGGCUCCAAACAGAUUAAAAACAGAAAAAACAUCAAACAUUAAAAAGUUCCCUAAACGGCCAGUGAUAAAAACCACACUCAAGAUGAUAAUAGAAAGCAAUUUAUUGGUGUACAAAGCUUCACUGAAAGCAUGCUAUCUUCUCAGAAGAUAAUGGUAUUUUGAAGUUAGAGGAAAACAAAACAACUUAAAGCAAUGCAGUAUAGUAUUUUUUAGAACAGUAUCAUUUUAAAAUGGUGUAAGCCUAGCACUACAAUGGCAGUGACAGAGCAAUCAGCCAGUGUUUGCUUAAGGUCAGAGCUCCCCCAAUUUCUUCUAGUCCAUCUAGUUGUGAAGCAUAAUUUCUAAGCAUAUUCACCUUUUGGAAUUAAGUUAAUAGUGAGCCAAACAAGGCAACCCAGUGUAGCGAACUUCUUGCUUCUCCCCGCUCUGGUGCUGGGAAUCACAAGGUGCUGGGAACCCCCCUGCCUGCUCGCUGCAAACUCUGGCAGGCAGCAGCUCCUCAGCCCCCCCCCCCCCCGCCGCUCCAAAAUGAGAGGUGUUCCUGGGUGUAAUCAGGGACCUCUGCUUGGCUUUCAGGACUUCUUUGGCGACCACAAUGAAAAUGGAUUCCAAAUGUUCAACUCUACAGCCUUCGAAGGGGAAGAUUUGAUCUUCAGGGACUCCACCGUUGCCAUUGUGCCAGUUGGGGCGAGGAGGACGGCCAUCUCCUGGCUGGGGGAACCAUUUGUGGAGGCCCUGCAGGGCCUGAGGGCUUCCCAGUGCUCUGGGGCAGGUGAGUCUGAGAAGCCCCAUGGACUCCCCCUCCCCUGCCCUCUCCUGUCCCUGCAGCAGGGAGAAGUGACCCAUGGGCUAUAUCCAGCAUGCCCAGUGUCUUUGUGUGGGUCACAUCAGCAUACUAGUUUAUUAUAUGACAGUUCCAUUUCUGUCAUUCCAAUAAUCGACAAAACAGGCCUGUCUCUCAACACAGUGAGUAUAUCACAGCCUCCCUGCUCUCCAUUGAAUCAGUUCAGUUGAUAUGUCCAUUUCUGCCAUUUCUAAGUAUAGUAGCAUUACUUUCAUUCAACGUAUAUCCCACCCUUUCUCCCAAAGGAGCCUGGGGUGCAAAAACACCAUUGAAACAAUGUCCUUUUAAAAGCUUAUGUGAAUUUUUGUUAAUGAAUGUGUCUGGCUACUCCUGAGGGUCCCUGGGGGGGAGGGGAGGGAUCCCUGAUCCUGGGCUGUGAGGGGAGAGGAAGCAAUCCAUAUCCCAGUCCUAGCACUGAGCUGAGAGGAAAGAGACUGCUCCCCCCUCACCAAUCUGGGGAAGGAGUGAGGGGAGGAUAGGCAUCCUUGUCCCUGCAUAUAUCUGGGCCUCAAAGAUUCUGUGGAACACAGUGAUCCUCACGCCUUCCGUGUAGCAUAUAAGUUUGUUUGCUUUUAAAAUAUUUUUAAUUAAUUUUUCACAAAGAAAAAAAACUUUACAAAUUUUAACAUAAACCUUAAUUUACUUCAUCACUUGACUUGGAAGUUUAUAAACUUAUGCAUGGCAUGGGGAAGGUAGAUAGAGGAAAGCUUUUUGCCCUCUCUCCCAACACUGAAACUUGUGGACAUCCAAUGAAACUGAGUGUUGGAAGAUUCAGGACAAAGAAAAGAAAAUCCUUCUUCACACAGCUUAGUUAAACUCUGGAACUCCCUCCCACUGGAGGCAGUGAUGGCCACCAACCUGGAUGGCUUUAAAAGAGGAUUCGACAAAUUCCUGGAGGGUCAGGGGCUCCUUGCCCUGAUGGCUCUGCUCUGCCUCCACUGUGGGAAGCAGUUUGCCUCUGAAUCUCAGCUGUCGGGAAUCCCAAAUGCAACUAGUGCUAUUCCAUGCAGGUCCUGCUUCUGGGCUUCCUACCAGCUUCCAGUUGGCCAAUGGGAGAGCAGGUGGUUGGUCCUGCAGGCCCUUCUUAUAUCUUUAUGUCCAUAUGUUACAUUCCAGCUUUGUCAGUGAAUGUCUUCCUCCUGCUGCUGAUGACAAGUCUUGGUCUUGCUGGAUUCUGCUGUCCGUGA